Molecule: messenger RNA, 1232 nt
Organism: Aspergillus candidus
Lineage: Eukaryota; Fungi; Ascomycota; Eurotiomycetes; Eurotiales; Aspergillaceae
Product: oxidoreductase, short-chain dehydrogenase/reductase family
Exons: 4
Coding region: 168-1094 (308 amino acids)
Molecular function (GO): oxidoreductase activity
Source: RefSeq, a predicted model, not a curated record
UUCCACCGCCGGAUCCAGCAAGCUGUAAACACAAACGUCAUACUGACACAACGAUGUCCAACCGCCACAACCAAGGUAUAUCACAGCUGAGCUACCUUCAAUCAACUUUUCUCCUUUCCCAUCAUCAAGACUUGUAAUAAUACAAAUCACAUCAAUUGACCAGCACCAUGGAGCAACACGUUGAACAGCCGUCCAAGGGACCACAGUCCCAAUUCGAGACCGGCCACAACCCCCCAGUCCAACACAUGAAACAACCCGGCCUCCAAUCCCAAAUGGGCGACCCAAAACCCACAUCCACCCAGGUCCCCACCGAAGACAGCGGCUACCAGACCUACAAAGCAGCCGGCAAGCUCACGGGCAAGAGAGCCGUCAUCACAGGCGGCGACUCCGGCAUUGGCCGCGCGAUCGCCAUCCUCUUCGCCAUGGAGGGCGCCUCGUCUCUCCUCGUCCAUCUCCCAGAGGAGGAGUCCGACGCUGUCGAGACUAAAAAGCGCGUCCAGAACGCCGGCCAGAACUGCUACUCGAUGGCUGCGGACCUGCGCAGCAAGGCGAACUGCCAGAAGGUCGUCGAUACCGCGAUGCAGUGUCUCGGUGGGAUUGACAUCUUGAUUAAUAACGCUGCUUAUCAGAAUAUGGUUGAUGAUAUUCGUGAUCUUGAUGACGACCAAUGGAUCAAAACCUUCGACACAAACAUCCACCCCUACUUCUACCUCUCCAAAUACGCCCUGCCACACAUGAAACGCGGCUCAACAAUCAUCAACUGCGCCUCUAUCAACGCCUACAUCGGCCGCCCGGAUCUCCUCGACUACACCUCCACCAAGGGCGCCAUCGUCUCUUUCACCCGCGGCCUGUCUAACCAGCAGAUUGGAAACGGGAUCCGCGUGAACUGCAUUUGUCCCGGCCCUGUCUGGACGCCGCUCAUCCCGUCGACGAUGACUAGCUCGGCGAUGGAGCAGCUGCAUGCGGUGCCGAUGGGUCGUCCGGGCCAGCCGAGUGAGAUCGCUACUUGUUUUGUUUUUUUGGCGAGUACGGAUAGUAGCUAUAUCUCUGGGCAGUCGCUGCAUCCAAAUGGGGGUGUUGUGGUGAAUGGGUGAGGGAGGCCAUAUGGUUGGUUGUUGACGUCAUUGGUUUUUGGAGGUGUAUGUGGUGAUUGAAAGUAUAUGUACUCGAGAAACAAGAUUAUAAGAAAACAAACGUGUAUAGUAUAGUAAUUCAGUCAUAUCUUCAUUUCA